Messenger RNA from Nomia melanderi (Alkali bee), 987 nucleotides. It is a transcript of the gene Gas41, whose product is annotated as YEATS domain-containing protein 4 Gas41. Gene Ontology annotation, biological process: regulation of DNA-templated transcription. The record is from RefSeq and is a predicted model, not a curated record. NCBI's taxonomy places the organism in Eukaryota, Metazoa, Arthropoda, Insecta, Hymenoptera, Halictidae.
GUGAAUCGAAUUCGAAUAAUCUAAGAUAUAUUCAUUGGUAAAUUCCGAUAAGAGAUAAACGGGAAUACGCGCGUAUAUUCGCGGGUUACGCUAGAGUGCGCUGAAGUGCUAUUGCCAACAACAAUGUCAGCGUUGACGUUUUAUCCGGAAGUUUAUUAUUCGUAAAAUACGCGCGAUGAAAAACAUAAUGAAUGAAAAUGAUGGCUACGACAAAUGAGUUUGGUCCCGAUUCUGGUGGUAGAGUGAAGGGUGUUACGAUAGUAAAGCCCAUAAUAUAUGGUAAUGUAGCUCGUUAUUUUGGUAAGAAAAGGGAAGAGGAUGGUCACACGCAUCAAUGGACUGUUUACGUCAAACCAUAUCACAAUGAAGACAUGUCCACGUACGUUAAGAAAGUUCAUUUUAAAUUACACGAAAGCUAUAAUAAUCCAAAUCGUAUUAUGACAAAGCCACCGUACGAGCUUACCGAAACUGGUUGGGGAGAAUUUGAAAUUGUCAUUAAGAUAUACUUUCAUGAUCCAAAUGAACGUCCUGUAACUAUAUAUCAUAUAUUAAAACUAUUUCAAACAACACCCGAGAUACAGUUAGGCAAGAAAAGCUUAGUCUCUGAAUUUUACGAGGAAAUAGUAUUUCAAGAUCCAACAGCAUUGAUGCAGCAUUUGCUGAAUUCUAGCAGGCCUAUAACUUUAGGUGUCUGGCGUCACAAUACAGAUUUUGAAGCUAAAAAGGAAUCCACGAUAAAAGCAAUAAUGGAGGCUAGAAACAAAAUAAGACUAGAGGUUAUAGAUCUCAAAGAAAAAUUAACGUUGGCUAAAGAGACAAUUGCAAAAUUUAAGGAAGAAAUUGCCAAGAUUUCGAAAGCUGGUGGAGGUAUAUCUGUUGCAUAAACAAGUACAAAACAUUGUGACAAUUUAUAAUGAACAAUUAAAGUGUAUAUAGCCCUGUUGCAAGGUACUUAGAAAUUUAAUAAAACAACUGACAUUAAAUGCA